Trichoplusia ni (cabbage looper) is the source of this 1125-nucleotide messenger RNA. It is a transcript of the gene GSTd2, whose product is annotated as glutathione S-transferase 1-1-like. Gene Ontology annotation, molecular function: glutathione transferase activity. The transcript is spliced from 5 exons. Bases 93 to 776 code for a protein of 227 amino acids. Lineage: Eukaryota; Metazoa; Arthropoda; Insecta; Lepidoptera; Noctuidae. The record is from RefSeq and is a predicted model, not a curated record. Gene Ontology annotation, biological process: glutathione metabolic process.
CUCCGAUUAUUAUUAAUGUUCAGUGUUCCUAGACUUAAAGUUAGAAUUCUUUUACAUUUAAUAAAUAAAGAAUACCGAAUUAAAUAGCGACGAUGGCUGGCGAAUCAGAAAAUGUUGUAAGAAACAUGCCCAUAGACCUGUACUACGUUCCCGGCUCUGCCCCCUGCCGGGCUGUGCUCCUCACGGCGAAGGCGCUCAACCUCAACCUGAACCUCAAGCUGGUGGAUCUUCACCACGGGGAACACCUGAAGCCUGAAUACAUCAAGAUCAACCCCCAACACACAGUGCCCACCCUCGUGGACGAUGGUUUCGCGAUCUGGGAGUCCCGUGCUAUCAUCACAUACUUGGUCAACAAAUACGGCAAGGGCAGCAACCUGUACCCCGAGGAGCCCAAGGCCAGGGCCCUUGUAGACCAGCGCCUCUACUUCGACAUCGGCACGAUUUACCAGAGAUUCGCUGACUAUUUCUACCCACAACUGUUCGGCGGUGCCCCAGCCGACAAGGACAAGCUGGCUAAGAUCGAGGAUGCCCUGAACCUCCUGAACACGUUCCUGGAGGGACAGAAGUACUCGGCCGGCCCAAACCUGACCGUCGCCGACCUCAGCCUCAUCGCCAGCGUCUCCAGCUUCGAAGCUUCCGAUAUCGACUUCAAGAAGUACUCGAACGUUAAGAGAUGGUACGAGACAGUCAAGUCUACCGCGCCCGGAUACCAGGAGGCCAACGAGAAGGGACUCGACGCCUUCAAGGGUCUGGUCGCCAGCAUGAUGAAAAAGUAACCGGCGAACACCCGUACCGUGGCAUUCGCUCCAAUUGUUUAUACCGAUAACUUAGACGUGCAAAUACUUAGGUGACAAUUAUCAAAUGUGGCUGUUGACACCACAUUAUCUCUCAAAUUUCCGUCACCUAUCUCUUUUCUAGUUUCAUUUUAGUUUUAUUGGGACUAAAAUACUUGUCGAAAAUAAGUUUUAGGAUAAAUGAAAGGAGCUUAUUGUAUUUCCGAUACACAGUACCAAGCAAUGCUGUCACUUUCACAAACUGUUGUUUUUCAAGUUACACUGUUUUACAAUCUCAAAUUUAUUAUAUUUAAGACUUAGGUUUUAAGGCACCAAUAAAAAAUAAAACUUA